AUGAGGAACCCCUCACAGUCAUCAGCUCCAGGCUCGUCAUCGACGGCGGCGGUGGAGGUGGAGGGCAGGCGGCGUGGAGGGCCGACGCCGUGUUGCAGCAAAGUGGGUCUGAAGCGGGGCCCGUGGACGCCGGAGGAGGACGAGGUGCUGGCGAGCUUCGUGCGGCGGGAGGGGGAGGGGCGGUGGCGUACGCUGCCCAAGCGCGCUGGGCUCCGCCGCUGCGGCAAGAGCUGUCGCCUCCGAUGGAUGAACUACCUCCGCCCCUCCAUCAAGCAUGGUCCCAUCGCGCCCGAUGAGGAAGAUCUCAUCCUCCGCCUCCACCGCCUCCUCGGCAACCGGUGGUCUUUGAUAGCUGGGAGGAUUCCUGGGCGUACUGAUAACGAGAUCAAGAACUACUGGAACACCCACCUCAGCAAGAAGCUCAUCAGCCAAGGCAUAGAUCCGCGCACCCACAAGCCCUUGGCCUCCUCCACUCCUGAUGCGAUCCAACAGCCUCUUGCACCACCGUCCUACACUAACCCUAACCCUAGCACAGUCCUUAACAUCGAUCCCAUCGUCCUUCGUGCUCAGGGUACUCAUCGCAGAGGCAUCGGUGUUCAAGAUAACGAGAGAAGCUUUUCGGACAGACAGAACCUUCAGCAUGAUGACGACGAUGACGAUGAAGGAUGGCGGAACAACGAGCUACUUGAUGGUGCUACAGGAAACCAAGAAGGAGGUGAUUACGGUACCAGCGAAGAUGGAGGGAUUGGGAUCGACUGUUACACAGAUGAUAUCUUCUCCUCUUUCCUUGACUCGUUGAUCAAUGAGGAUGCCUUCCAGCUGCAGCACAAUGUCAGUAACAACGAUGAUAACAUUAUUCUCGACAACACCAUCAACAACAACAAUAGCGCUAAUGGGAAUAACCAAGAAAUGCAACCAGCAGGCGCCUCUACUGCACCUUCAGGUCCUGUGUGCGGAUUUGGAACCUUUUGGGAAGCAGGCUUUGUGGGUCAGAUUGGUUUGGAGGAAGGUGUUCAUGAGCAGUUUGCAGAUCAUGCAGGCAAGUAAAUUUUACUUGGUUGGUAGAUUACCGAGCUAUAUUUGUGUUGUGUAAAUAAGAGCUUGAACAGAAAUAUGGGUUUGCAAUAUCUUGUUCAGCUCUGAUCAUGAAUAGCUAGCGUGGGAAAUGUAAUCUUAUGUUUACCAAAGUUUGUAAUGAUGAUUUAAGUUCUAAAUCUUUUAUGCAAACUAAUUUGUUGUAUUAACUCAAUUGAUCAAAAGAGUAGCU
This is a messenger RNA of Musa acuminata AAA Group (dessert banana), 1267 nucleotides long. Its product is annotated as transcription repressor MYB5-like. The transcript has 2 exons. The record is from RefSeq and is a predicted model, not a curated record. Bases 1 to 1047 code for a protein of 348 amino acids. NCBI's taxonomy places the organism in Eukaryota, Viridiplantae, Streptophyta, Magnoliopsida, Zingiberales, Musaceae.